AUGGAAAGAGUUCUUGGUGAAGUGGAAUAUCUCCUCUUGGAGCGACCAGGUCAUGUAGCCUUAAGUAACGACACGGUGUCUGUUGAUUUUCAGUACUUUGUCAGUGGUAAUGUGACAGCAAAGAAUGUAUCCAUCCUACUGCUGGAUGCCAGCACCAACCAGACCAUUGCAAAAAAACAGCUUCCACCAAGCCAGUCACGGGGGAUAGUAGGGUUUGAAUGUUUCUCUUUCAAGACUGCUGGGGACUAUUGGUUCAGAAUGAUCUCUGAGAUUGAUAAUGGCACUGAAAUUCACUGGAGGGGUGGGAGCACCCUCCUAAGUGUGGAAUGGCCUGUAUUUCACAUUGACUUGAACAGGACCUCUGAGGUGCUCAGGAGUUCCCUUCAGGUUGGACUUUUCACUAAUAAACAAUUGUGUGCUAUGAAUGAGACAGUGGUUUCAUUGGACGUGAUAUUCACCAACAGCCUGUAUGAACUAGGAAGAUUAAGCUCUAAUGAGGCAUUGGGAAUGCGAAUUAGCAAAGGAAUCUUUCUCUCUAGAUCCCAGUGGGUGGAGUUUGACUGCCCACCUAUUGACCAAGAAGUGUAUGUCACUGUGUUACUGAAAUCAUUAGAGACCAACUCAGUCAUCGCCUCAACAGGGCCCAUAGACCUCAUCCACAAAUUUGGAUACAAACUAGUGGUGGCACCAGAAGUGAUGUGCAAGUCGUCCAUUCUGGUGUUUAUUGUCUCCCCUCCAUGCAUUGCCAUCAAUGGGAAGGUUGCUGUGUACAAGGAAGCUCUCAGACGUCCUGGUGAAAGAACGACAUGGCUAGAUGAAAACUUCCUACGCCCAGGGAGCAACAGAACAGAAUUUAACUGCACUUUGUUUGACGUGGGGAAAAAUAAAUAUUGCUUUGAAUUUUUUGACAUUUCAAGCCAAAGCCAAUCGCCCCCAAGAGUUAAGGAAUGUAUGGUGAUCCGAAGGAAUAUAGAAACAUGGAGCCUGUGGCAGCCCUGGAGUCCUUGCAGCGUGACCUGUGGGGAUGGAGUCCGUGAGCGACACAGAGAAUGUCUCACAUCGCUGCCAGCAAAACCAGGCUGUGUUGGGACACCGAAAGAGACUUCGCUGUGCUCUCUAGAGGAAUGUUCUAUUAUAAAGCCUACCACCCCUCCUUCUGUACAGCACCAAGAGGACCAGAAAGCUAAUAAUAUAGUCACCAUCACUGGCAUCUCCUUGUGCUUGUUCAUAAUCCUAGCCACUGUUCUCAUCACCCUGUGGAGGAAGCUCUGCAGAGCUCAGAAGUGCAGCACCUCUGUGCGCUGUAACUCUGUCCAUUCGCCCAGCGUCCACAAGAACUCCGACGAAGAGAACAUCUGUCAAGCUGGCACGCAGCGGGAGAGCUUUUCCGCGGGCAGCGAAGCGCCUCGAGUGCAAGCCGGAGAGCCUGUUAACAUACCUUUGACCUGUAGGAGGAGCCUUCAGUUUGCUCAAGAAGAGGACACCUCUGUCAGUGACAAUUUUCAGUCAAAUGCUCAAAAAAUAAUCCCUCCAAUUUUCAGCUAUCGCCUUGCACAGCAGCAGCUGAAAGAGAUGAAGAAGAAAGGCCUGACUGAAACCACAAAGGUGUAUCACGUAUCUCAGACGCCUCUGACUGACACCGUUAUUGAUGCCACGGCUGUGCUUCCCCUGGGCACAGAAAACCAAGAGGAGGCUGCUGCACACAAAUUCAGGAUCAAAUCUCCAUUUCUGGAUCAGCCAGUCAGUCAUCUCAAAUUCCCUAGGGAAAAAUCUAAUUCUAGGGUGGACUCUGUACUGUCACAGGCCAAUCCUGUAACAAGCCCUAGUCAGACCCUCAUUAGACGAGCUCACCUGAAAUACCAAGAUAACAAAGGGGAGCCGUUAGAGAAAGGCUGUCACAGAAACCCACAGUUCAGAAGAACAGCCAGUUUCCAUGAAACUAAAAAGGUCAGGCCCUAUAGGGAACGGAGCAUGUCCACUCUUACCUCACGGCAGAUUCCUCUUUAUAGUGCCAGGACCAGAACGUGGGGUCAGGCACUGGAAGACAAGUCCCGGCCGACAUGUAAAGAUGCUGAUCCAAGUUCCGAAAAGUUUGACCAGUCUCAUUGCACUCUGUUAGCUGGUGAGCCACUGAGCUAUGGCACAAAAUACCGCCACAAAGGGGGCCCUCCAGUGGGGAGGCCGGAUCUGAUCAGUGACCGUCAGCCUGCAGGCCAAGUAGCAGGAGCUGACAAACCAGAGCCAAACAGAAACAGGAGGGGCUCUUCACCAAACCAUCGAGGGGCUUUGAGGAAAGAACCCAUCUCAACUCUGAAAGAUAAUUACCGGCGAGGCAGUGCUCUAAGCCCUGUCCAGUACAGAAAGGACAAAUGCCAGAGCUUCCCCACAGACCCUGAAUUUGCCUUUUAUGAUAAUAAUUCUUUUGGCUUAACAGAAUCGGAGCAAUGGAUGAUUGACCUGCCUGGAUAUUUUGGUUCAAAUGAAGAAGAUGAAACAAGUACUUUAAGUAUUGAGAAACUGGUGAUCUGA
Messenger RNA from Emys orbicularis (European pond turtle), 2529 nucleotides. RefSeq names its product thrombospondin type 1 domain containing 1 (gene THSD1). The transcript has 4 exons. The record is from RefSeq and is a predicted model, not a curated record. Gene Ontology annotation, cellular component: cell periphery; cell surface. The coding region runs from base 1 to 2529 and encodes 842 amino acids. NCBI's taxonomy places the organism in Eukaryota, Metazoa, Chordata, Testudines, Emydidae.